GCCGUUUGCAGACGCCGAAGCCUAAUAGUUGUCAGGAGGCUUUCAAUGCUUUGUGGAGGUGAUGGGGGCCGGGGUUGGGUUUCUUGGCAUUUCUGUGGGGUUCCUGGGCCAGACCCUGUAGGAAGGAUACAGGAUCUUCCUUCUGGCUUCAGCAGCUCUGGUUGAGCCUUGGGCUCCUGGGAAGAGUGAAGUUGUCAGCAAGAGAACCUGAGGGCCAUCAGGAACAUGCAAGCUAACCAGAGGGAUUUGGGGGGUCGAGACAAUUACUGUGAGAUGACUGAGCAGAUGUUAUACACAAUGAAUAGCAGAAACUUACAAGUGUCAGUGUCAUUCGAGGAUGUGGCCGUGCAUUUCAGCAGGGAUGAGUGGCAGCAACUGGACUCUACUCAGAGGUGCCUGUACCGGGACGUGAUGCUGGAGAACUACAGCCAUCUGUUCUCCAUUGGUUAUAAAAUUCCCAAACCAGAGAUCAUCUGCAUAUUGGAGCAAGAAGAGGAAUCAUGGAUGCUGGAGGGCGACAUUCCUCAUCAGAACUAUCCAAAUGAAAAGUUUGGAGUUAAGACCUCACAAAAAAGAAUUACUGGGAAAACUGCAUUUCAUAGUGAAAUAGAGGGUAAAGAUACAAGAGAUGAUUCACUGUAUUCCAUUUUAGAAGAACUGUGGCAAGAUGCUGAGGAGAUUAAUAGAUAUCAAGAAAAGCACCACAGACCUCUGGGUCAUACUGCUUUCAUCAAUAAGAAAGCAUUGAACACUGAGUGGAAUUAUGAGUAUAAAGACAGAGAAAAAUUUAUUUACCCAAACCCAAAUCUUAUUCUUUCACAGAGAAGAUCUCAUAUGCAUGACUCAUUUGCAAAGAGUUUUAAUUUCAACUUGCAUAUUCAUAGUGAAAGCAAUGCAACAGAGAACUUUGAUAAAAUUCUUGUACAGGAUCAAGUUAACAACAAUAGCUCUUCUUAUACUACCCAUGAAAAUGUACAUACGGGAAUGAAAUUUUGUGAAAAUAAUCAGUGUGGAAAAGUCCUUAGCCUCAAACAAACACAUCCUUACAAUCUGAAAUUCCCCACUGGAGAGAAAGCAAACACAUGUACUGAAUUUGGGAAGAUUUUCGCCCAGAAAUCACACCACUUUGCACCUCAGAAUAUUCAUACUAUGGAAAAGCCUUAUCAAUCUAGUAAAUGUGUAAAUGUUUUUACACAGAAGCCACUACUUAGUAUUUAUCUGAGGGUUUGUAGAGAUGAAAAACUAUAUAUAUGUACUCAAUGUGGGAAGGCAUUCCUCGAGAAUUCAGAAUUAAUUAUGCAUGAGAAAACUCAUACUAGAGAAAAGCCCUUUAAAUGCAGUGAAUGUGGAAAAUCAUUUUUCCAGGUAUCAUCUCUGUUUAGGCAUCAGGCAUCUCACACUGGAGAAAAACUCUAUGAAUGCAGUGAAUGUGGGAAAGGCUUCUCUCUGCACUCAGCUCUCAAUAUACAUCAGAAAAUUCAUACUGGAGAGAGACACCAUAAAUGCAGUGAAUGUGGGAAAGCCUUUACCCAAAAAUCAACACUCAGGAUGCAUCAGAAAAUCCAUACAGGAGAGAGAUCCUACAUAUGUACUGAAUGUGGGCAGGCCUUUAUCCAGAAGGCACACUUAAUUGCACAUCAACGAAUUCACACUGGAGAGAAACCUUAUGCAUGCAGUGACUGUGGGAAGUCUUUCCCGUCUAAGUCACAACUCCAGAUGCAUAAGCGAAUUCACACAGGAGAGAAACCCUAUAUGUGCACUGAAUGUGGGAAGGCCUUCACCAACAGAUCAAAUCUCAAUACUCACCAGAAAUCUCAUACUGGCGAGAAGUCUUAUAUAUGUGCUGAAUGUGGAAAGGCUUUCACCGACAGGUCAAAUUUCAAUAAACAUCAGACAAUUCAUACUGGAGAGAAACCCUAUGUUUGUAAGGAUUGUGGGAGGGCUUUCAUUCAGAAGUCAGAGUUAAUUACACAUCAGAAAAUUCAUACUACAGAAAAGCCUUAUAAAUGUCCUGACUGUGAGAAAUCCUUCUCCAAGAAGCCACAUCUCAAAGUACAUCAGCGAAUCCACACUGGAGAGAAACCUUAUACAUGUUCAGAAUGUGGAAAAGCCUUCACUGACAGGUCAAAUUUCAAUAAACACCAGACAGUUCAUACUGGAGAUAAACCCUAUAAAUGCAGUGAUUGUGGAAAGGGCUUCACUCAGAAAUCAGUUCUAAGUAUGCAUCGCCAUAUUCAUACUUGAAAGGAAACCCAUUUCUUGAAAGACAAACCUCACAAAGAAGUCAGGUAUAAGUAUGUUGUAGAAUUCAUACAAUAUAUAUUCUACAUAAAUGCACUGUAUGUGAAAAAGUGUUUGCCAUGUUCUAUCAGUUGACGUGAGAAAAAUUAUUCAGAAGAAACUCUUUAAAGAUUGUGCUGCAUUAAAGGAAAUUUCCAUACUUGCUCAGCCUCAUGAAGAUGUAACAGAAUCCAUACUGGGAAAGAAGUUGUAAAGAAGUUGUCAGGUUGAUGUAUUGGGAAAAGCCUGCUUUUGAAAGUUUUAUUAAGGCAAAUUCUUACCCUAUUCUUUUUAGAAUGGGGCUACACAUAAUAAACCAACGAACCAAAUUUGCUAUGCUAUAUUAAGCAAUUUAAAGUGAUAAUGAAAAAAGUUGAGCAACAAAGUAACAUAUUUACUUGUGUGGAUCUUUUCUCAGUUGUGUAGUGUUUAUGGCAGAACACAUUGCACAGUAGUGAGAAUAAUUUAUUUUUAAUAUAAUUGUGUCUAUCAAAUUUUACCAUUGAAUAGUUUUUUUACAUGGAUCUGUGAUUUUAAAGUCAUUGCGUUUUUAUGUAUACAAACAUCUGCAGAUAUAAUUUUAUAUGAACUCAUAAAUAUAAUCCUCUCAUCUUUUUGAUUUCCAUGGCAUCAUAUUUUUAUCUUUCAUUGAGAUAAAAUGCAAAAAUAGUCACAUUUACCCCCUUAUUUUAUGAACAUCCCUUUUGUAAUGUUGCUGUAUUGCUGCUUUUAUUAAGAGGUAGAGUUAAAGAGAUUACAGAAGAGAUUCAAGGAAGCUGAAGAGUCCUCCUACAAGCAUACCUUCUCUAGUUGCUAUUUGAAAUUCUGGAAUUUCAUUCUUCAAAUGGAAAAGCUCAGAUUACCCAACCAGGAAUAGGAAACCGAAUGAAGCAGAGAUCAAUCAGCUCAACUGAAUGAGUCCCAUUAGGCCAACCGCCAGAAUGACAAUUUCCUUGACAUCUAGCACUAGCCAAAUGGGCCAGACCAGAAGAGUUACAUUUGUUAUCAUGCAGGAUCAUGAAAUAAAGAAAAUGAUUAUUAUUUUGUGCUACUACACUUUGGGGAAGAGUUUUUUGCACAGCAAAUACUGAUACCUAAAAAGUGUAAGCCUGUGUGUGGGAGUGGUUCAUGGGGCCUGAACAGAAUGUGGAGACUGGAAAAACAAGGGAAACUCUAACCAAAAAACUGAAAAAGAUUACAACCUAUGUUAUUGAAAAAAAAAAGGCAAUAGCAAAAGAUUCACCGUGCUCUUUGGAAAGGCAGAGAAUUUAUCAAAUGAAUGUGUGCAUCUUGCUGAGGGAAAUUCUAGAAGUGUCAUUUUUGCUGCUUUUAGCUUCAAAUGAUAAGAUAUAUAGGAAUAGAAACCGAAGUAAUUGCUCCUCCACCUGAAAGCAGAAUUCAGAAGAAAAAGCAAAAAAAAAGAAAGAAACAGGAUUUUGAGGGCUGGAAUAUAAAUUUCAGAUAUUUUCUGGGUGAAAAGUGGAUCCAGGGUAAAGAUGAAAUCACAAGCUUGCUCUGUUAAGAUGAAUUAAUUUCUUAAAUUUAUGCUUGGGAGAUCCUCUAAGCUAAACUAAAUGGCUUUUAAGAACUUUAUGACAUUGUUCCAGUAGCCUGACACAGCUCAAAGCAGACAGGGACCCAUCUUAAAAGAUUGUCAAUGUGGCAUUUGGGGAUAUAAAACGUAGACACAACCAAAAUUCAUUUUACAAAACUCUUAUGCCACUUGAAAUCAUUUUACCAGAGCAAAUAUAUGCACAGUGGACUGAAAUUGUUAAAAAUGAAAAUGGCCUCUGGGCUCUCCUAAUAUCUAUAAACAGGAAGCAAGCUGAGAAACUUACUGAACUGCAAAGAAAUUCCAUUUUUAAGGGAAAAGAGGGUACUUCAGAGAGAAGACUGAAGAACAAGAAUAUUAUAGUGGACUCGGGAACUGUUCUAGGUAAAACUAUGACCUAAUCAAGAAAUAGUUUUUAUACCUGGCAGCAGGGUAGAAUUUCAGAAUUAUGCAACAAUGACUGGUAUAUCUCUCUUGUUUCUCCCUCUCUUGAACCAGUUCAUUAUGAAUACCCAAUUCCUAACUCGCCUCUGUAUGUGUCUGAAAGGAUUAGAGGGAAGCCCUGUAACUUGUAAUUUAGCUCAUAGGUAUCUGAACUGAGAAGUUUCCCAAGAAGCCUCAGACACAUCUGAACUUGAUCCAUGUCUCUGGUUUGAACUUGAGGCCAUAAUCUGGGGUGAGACAUUUGGAGGUCAUGGAAUGGGGGAGAUAUGGUUUGCAUGUAUGGUAAUGUAAAUAAUUUUAAGCAGAAGACAGAUUGUGUGUUAUAUGGAGAAUACUACAAAUACAUCUAUCCCUAUAUAUAUUUUCCCUUUCAAUAAUUUUAAUAACCCAAUUUCAGUUUCAGAGAUUUUUAUCCCCACCCUGACUACCAAUGAACCCACCAAAGACAUUCUUUUCAGUUACUUUUUCUAGCAUUUCUGCUUGACUCUUACCAGUUUCGUCUUUCUGCUAAAAGUCCCCAUAUGUUCAUGCCUGUUGUUUCCAUUUACCACUAAACCCUUUAACAUAUGAGCUGUUACUUCAAAUUCCCUGUUUGAAAGGUCAUCAAUUUGGUCAGCUAAGUGUCUGUUGAGUGCUCUGUCCCUUGACAGUACUUUGUUUUCUCUUGCUGUUUGCACCAAAUGGAUUUUAGAUAAGUGUAGAAUGUCAUAAGUGGGCCAGUAGAAACUGAGUUCAAUAAUAUUUGUUCCUGAAAAAAAGAUUUGAAUGCAUUUCUGAUAGUUGGGGAAAUAUUGAGGGGAUAUCUCAUCAGGUUUUAGCUGGGUUUGGGGUGUUUUGUUGCUCUGGUUACUUACAUUCAGUGUACCCUAGAAUUUCCCAGAGAAUGUGUUUCUAAGUCCCUUUCCCCUUGUCUGUACCAUGCCUGUGUGCCUGCCUCUUAUGGAAUGUCUCUGCCCUUGCCUUUCACCGCUCUUUCUACUAGUGUUGUGGUGAUCUGAUGAGGGUACCAGUUUUAUUUGUGUUUGCCUUGGUUGUAAGUGGGCCCUUUACCCCUAGGUCUUGAGGUGGGAUUAAAUCUGCCACCCCAACCAGGCAGAAAAGCCUUGAUAGUCUGGAUCCAAGAUAUUUCCUGCAUAAGCAGAAUAAUUUUUGCCUGUACUCUACAUAUAGCCUCUAACCUGGGAGCAACAGGGUUUGCUGCACUUUCUUCAGUGGCUCUACCUUCGUUCUGCCAGUGUGUAAGGUACUACUGGAGCUGUGUGCCAUUUCUAUGUUAUCAGCUGUCUUUUGAAGGCUUCUACCAUGGAGAGUGGCUUUCUCCUGUCUUCUGCGAGGACCCAGUGGUGGUGUGUGGAGAAGGGCCUAUAAGUGGGAGUCAACUACUCUGAGAUCUCCAGCUCUCAGGGGCUUCAGUAUUCUCAUAUCCCACCUUGAGUAAUUCAUUAAUUUUUCUCUUUUGGUUUCAGGGCCAAACCUGGUGGUGUCCAGGACUUACUCUUGACUCUUUUGCUCCAGGGUUCCUUCUGGUGGGACCCAGGAAACACUAUGAGGUGCUGGGAAUCAGCCCUUGCCACAUGCAAAACCAGAAACUUACCUGUUCUACUAUCUCUGCGGCCCAGAUAUUCAUUAUUUUUUGGGUGGAAUUCUUAGUGCUUGCCCCUCUUCUUUCUUGAUCUGCUUCAGAUGGCCUAGUGCUAAGGUGCUAUCUCCUGGGGUCAUUGUUUGUCAUAUGUCAAGCUAGGUGGUUGCUUUAUAAAUAGCGUUUUGUUCCCCCAAAGUUACAAUUUUGUAAAUUACCCACUUUUUUCUUUUUGGUUUUUGGGCCACACCUGGUGUUUUUCAGGGGUAACUCUUGGCUCUGCACUCAGAAAUUACUCUUAGUGGUCUCAGGGACCAUAUGGGAUGUUGGAGAUUGAACCCGAGUCAGCUUCAUGCAACACCUUACCCACUGUACUGUCUCUCCAGCUCCAUGUCAGAUUUUUUCUUGUAAAAAUCUGAGUUAUUGGAGUGGGAGAGAUUUUUUCAAUGGUCAGAGGUACUUGCUUUACUUGCAUAGAAACCCAGUUUCAACCCCUUGCAUUGCAAGCACCUACUUCACCCAAAACUGCUUGGAAUAGCCCUGGAAACUCCUGCACAUUGCUGGGUUUGUCCCUGGUGGCCCUUUGUCUAAAGGCACUUCAGUUGCCAACAUCAACCACUAUCCAGUGGGGUAAGUCACAGAGAAUGAGACAAACAAAUACACAAGGACUGUUCAAGAUUAGAUUUGCCUGGGCACCCAUAAGUGAGCACCCAGGCUGACCAUUUUAUUCUAUACAGCAUUGGUAUCCCACUCUGGUUCGCAAGUUGUGGGUUAUAGUUUAAUUUGACCGAGACAUUAAGAAUAGUUAGUAAGCACAUCAAAAUUCAUUGGGUACAUGAGGAACAGAGGCUGGCAUAUUUCACAUAGCCAAUUAGCAGGCUUCCCUUAGUGAUGACAAUUUACUAUUCUUUUCUUACCUAUGUUGCCUUCCACAUAUAGAGACACUAAAAUUUUUAUUCUGGUACAUUUUGCUUGCCCUGUCACCUAUUCUUUUCUUUCCUGAGUGCAUUUGUACUGACCAUUUAUAUUCUAAGAACUAUGAUGUUUUGCCCAGGGGACUAUUCUGACCUUAGGGUUGGGAGUUGGGUUUUGUUUAGGAGGGCAAUCUUCUGCAGACCUCGUUGAACUUGAGUACUUCUGAGAAUGAGGAGCCCUGAAUUGCCAGAUCCAAGAAUAGAACUGUUCAGCUUAUUAAUUUAUUUUCUUUCCUUCUUUUUUUCCUUUUGUUUGUUUUUGAGCCAAACCCGGCAGUACUCAAGGCUUUUUGUCCCAUACAGUCUAAUUAGCAGAGCAUCACCCCUGAAUGCUUCUUGGAACUCUUCCAGAAAAGAAUAUGAGAUAUUAUCUUUUUAAAUAUCUUCAUACAAGAGGCAGAAGUUUGGAUGGUCUCCUUUGGCUGCAACCUUAUAUAUAAAAUAUAUAUAUUACACUUCAUACACACACAUACACACACCCCCUUAUUUCAGUGUAACUUUGCUGUUUCACCAAUCAAGAGGUAAAAUUUCUCUAAACCUAAAACAUGGGCUUGGUUAUUUUUUUGACCAAUGGAACAUUUUUACAUGACACAAGCAGAGGCUUGAGAAGUACUUGCACAAGAGUCUGUCAUUCUUGGUACUCUUUGUAGUUUUCAGUUUCUGUAUAACAAAAUCUAGAUUGUUCUGGUAGAUGAAAGAUCACAUAAGCAGUUAUGAAGCACUUGAGCCACUUGACUGAGGAGCCCCAGAACAGUUGCUAUGGUUUUGAAUAAAGGCAUUGUAGCCAUCUGACUGUGGUCAAGCCAAUUGUGACCAGCAGUAUUAAUAAUGCACUGCCUAAAUUAGAAAAGCUUUGCCACUCAGCCCUUACCACUCGCAGAAUCACAGAUUCAAGUGGUUUUUGCUUUUUAGCUGCUCCAUUUGAGGGACUAUGUUCCCCAGACAAAAAAAAUAAAUGGUACAUUUACUAAUUACUGAAUUCUCCCCCUCCAGUUGUCAUCCUUAACAAAUACAUUUAUCCCUUGGUUUCCCCAGGCUUUGGGUUCAGGACUUCCUCAGAUAACAUAUAGAUUUCUUAUGUAAAAUGGUUUCUUUUCCACAUAUAACCUAUACACAUCCUCCUGUAUACUUCAUAUUAUCUCUAAUUACUUAUGAUACCUAGUAGAAUGUACAUACUGAGUAGAGUUGUUAUGCUAUGUUAUUUAGGGAAUAAUGACAAGGAAAAAUUCUGUAUAUGUUCAAUAGAGGUGUUAUCACUAUGGACCUAACUAUUUUUCAUCUGUACUUGUUUAAGUCUGUGGUUGUGGAACGCACAGAUACACAAGGGCAGAUGUAUUAUUAUUCUGAGCACUUUUCCUCUUUAAUAUGUCCCCAGCCCUUUUUUAUUGAGUCACCAUGAGAUAGACCAUUAAGCUGUUCAUGAUUAGAUUUUAGUCAUACAAUGUUCCAGCAAUCAUCCCUCCACCAGUGUAUACUCCCAACCCCCAGUGUCCCCAGUUUCCUUCCCACCACCACCACCACAAACCCACUCCCCCUGCCUACCUGCAUGGCAGAAACCUUCUUUCUUUCUCUCUCUCCUUCUGUGCAUUAUGGUUUGCAAUACAGGUGCUAAGAGGCCAUUGUGUUUUUUCAGGGCAUUCAGUAUUUUUAUCAAGCAUCUGGAGUUGCUUUUUAAAAAUGGGUGGCAGCUUUGGGGUGUGGACAUGACUCUCAGGGCUUCCAGAGAUACAGGGGGGUGGAGGAAGGUAGCCCAUCUCAACCCUGAGGAAGCCUGAAGAUUUUAGUCACAAACACACAUACCUGAAUUUUCAGCAGAUUAUAUCUUGGUGAGGUCUGUCCCAAGAUGGUGGAGUGUGGCUAGGAGGACGGCAGUGAUUUGGAUUGUGGGAGCAAGGGGCUGCCAGGGUAUGGGCAGGCACCGUAAACCCACCCCCCUCCACUCUACCCCAGUCUGUUCAGCCUUCCACGGGUACAAGAUUUAUUGCAGCUGUUGAUCUAUUUUGGGAUUUACUUAUGGGUCCAUGAAGCUAAGCUAGUGGAAGAGCUUAUGUAGUGGCACCAGAGUUGGGGUAUGGGGGUGACUGCUGGUGCUUUCAGGAGUAUAGGGAAGUCGGGUGCGAGGAGGUAGCCCAUCCUGACUCUGAGAAAGCCUGGAGAUUUCCGUCACAAACCCCCAUAAUCAAAUUUUCAACAUAUUAAUAUCUUGGUGAGGUCUGUCCUAAGACUUUGAUCUGGCCAGGGGCAUGGCGGUGAUUUGGGUUGUGGGAGUAAGCAGAUGCUGGGGGCUCUGCUUGGGUGGUCACCAGGCAAACCUGCCCCCCUCUGAUUUACCCUGGUCUGUUCAGGCUUUCGUGGGUCCGAGCUGCGGUUUUUGUUCUCUUUCAGAGAUGUAUUUAUGAAUCUCUGGAGUAAGGCCAAUGAAUGACAUUGUAUGACUGAGCCAGAGAUAGUUUGUGGGCGUGGCUCCCACAUACCUAAACUUUUGGCAGUUUAAUUGCUCAGAAAACUGGGUCCUGAGUUGUUGGAGUCUGGCCAGAAGCAAAGUGGCAAUUUGGUGUUGUCAGGAAGGCCAGGGGCACCAUCAGAUUGCUGAUGCCCUCGGUCCCUGCCCCCAUGGUGCUGGGCCUCAGUGGCAGUGGCAGCUGUGGGGCAGUGGCAGUGGCAGGACGGCAGUGAUUUGGAUUGUAGCUGCUACCAUUUGCAUCUCAGGCGCUCUGGGUGGGUCGUAGCCACUAGUUCGGCCGAACCUGCCCAGGGGGCACAUGCCCCAAUCCUCAGUCUCCAGACAGUUGGGACUUAGGGAUGUUUUCCUCCAUUAUACACUGCAGGUGGCACUGGUGGCUUGGGCUGGGGGCUGGGGGACGCCCUGCGGACGGUGAGUUGCCUGAGCCGGCCUCCCACGGUGGGAACCCGGGCGACCCCUCCACUCUGGGCCUGCACUCUGUGGUAGUGCCCAACUGGAGCCCAAGAGCCCCAUUUAUUCAUGCUAAACUUCUGCCCAGAGUGCCCAAGUGCCCAGAGUUGUAGUAGGUCUCUCAGCUUCGGAGCUCCAAGGCCAACAAGCGCCAGUUUGCUUCCACUUAAAGCUACUCUUUUUGAGAGAAAGUAUUUAGAGGGCAUCACAGUCACUCACGCAGAAAUAUUAUGACCCCAUUGACCCCUCUGUUCAGAGCCCCGUGAGCUGCUGCCUCUCUGCCAGCUCCCACCACUCUGUGCUCAUCCAUUUAUAUACUCAUACAUGUGUUCAUGUGUAAAAACACUUGUAUACAGGUGGAAGAUAUAUAAGGAUUAUCUUUGACUUUCAGAUAUGGACUCAUGUCAUGCAACCAGCUCUGCAUUUCCCCAUGGAAUAGAUGUGAUAGCUCAUGGAAUGGAUGUGCAAUGAUUUAUUGAAUGAUUUGCAUAUUUAAAUUUACUCAUCCCAUUUCCAUUUUUCCCACCACAAGAAACAUUGUCAAAAGACAAUGACAGGGGGCCGGAGCGAUAGCACAGCGGGUAGGGCGUUUGCCUUGCACGCGGCUGACCCGGGUUCGAUCCCCGGCAUCCCAUAUGGUCCCCCAAGCAUCGCCAGGAGUAAUUCCUGAGUGCAAAGCCAGGAGUAACCCCUGAGCAUCGCUGGGUGUGACCCAAAAAGCAAAAAAAAAAAAAAAAAAAAGACAAUGACAGUAUGCUUUUUUUGGGUCACACCUGUUGAUGCACAGGGGCUACUCCUGGCUUUGCACUGAGGAAUUACUCCUGACGGUGCUCAGGGGACUGUAUGGGAUGCUAGAAAUCGAACCCAGGUCGGAUGCGUGCGAAGCAAACACCCUACUCGCUGAGCUAUUGCUCCAGCCCUGACAAUGACAGUAUGAAUAGUGAUUAUAGAGGCUCAGGAAGCACUUGACUGGGGUUUCAGCCCUGGUUCUUUCUACAAGUUACUAGUCUUGUGACUUUGGCAAGUUAGUUAAUCUUGAACCUCUUUUUACAACUGAUUUCUUGCAUUAUAAAAAAUGUUUUCUCUAGUGCCUAUUUCGGAGAUUUCAUGUGGCUAGUUUUCUAGAGCUGCUGCAACAAAAGUACUACAAAUCAAGUGGCUUAAAACAACAAAAGUGUAUUUCCUUUGGAAGCUCGAAUUUUGAAAUCAAGGUAUAAGUAGAAUCAUGCAUUCUCUGAAGGCUUUAGGGCACAAACAGUCCAUGCCCCUCCUAGAUUCUGGUAGCCUCCGGCAUUCACUAUCUUUAGAUACAUGACCUGAGUAACAGGAUAGUCAUUUCUCUGUAUGUUUACACUGUUAUUCUGCAGACCUGUCUGUCUUCAAUUUUUCCCCUUCAAUAAUACUGUAUUUUCCCUACCCCAAUGGCCUCGUUUUAAGUUUAUUCUUUUUAGUGGGAGCAAACCCUGAUAUCUCAGGAACUACUCCUAGUUUUUUGUUCAGGGGACCAUGUGGUGUCAAGGAUCAAACCAGGGUCUCCUGUUUACAAAUCAUGUACACACCCAGCCCUAAUAUGAUUGAUUCUUCAAAGACCUUCUCUCUAGGGAGCUCAAAUUCUGAGGACUUGAGAGCUUUGGGUUUAAACAUAUCUCAUUACAUGGACAUGACUCAACCCUUUUUUUUUUUUUUGCUUUUUGGGUCACACCCGGCGAUGCACAGGGGUUACUCCUGACUCUGCACUCAGGAAUUACCCCUGGUGGUGCUCAGGGGACCAUAUGGGAUGCUGGGAUUUGAACCCGGGUUGUCCGAGUGCAAGGCAAAUGCCCUACCCACUGUGCUAUUGCUCCAGCCCCAUGUCUCAACUCUUAAUCCAUGGAUGUGGAUGUGUGUAUUUAUGUGUGUGUAUAAAGAACUUAAAACUAUGCAUGGAGAGAAGUUCUUGAAUGUUUAAUAUAUAAUGAAUCAUGAAGAUACCUAGAACCCCUCUGUAUUUGGAUGGCAUUUGAGAGUUUGUGGUAUUCUUAUUCAACUACCUAAAGAAAAGAAAUAAGACAGGAAAAACAGAUCAAGAACCAAAAUGUGUGUGCUAUCACACAUUUGAGGGCUAGUUCAGGAAGAAUUUAUGUAUAGAUAGUAGUGGGAAGAAGGAAAGAGGGAGGUAAAAACUUACCAGGUGAGUGAAAGACUCACAGAAGAUGGAGUGUACAAGGACUACUUCAGUGGUGAUAUUGUCAAGACCAGAGGUAAAUUUAUGAGCUUGGAAAAACUGUUAUUGUGUGUUGUGAUAAGUCAUUAUUGAAUUUGAUGGGAAUUGUUUAAGAAGUGGAUUUAACUGAGAAUGAGCAAACCUGCAGGAUUUUCUGAAAUUGGGUAGUAUUACUCCUCCAGAGAAUUUUUCCUAUAGGAAAAAUAUUAGGUCGUUUGAGUGUCUUAUUCUGUUGUUAUAUGGGUUAUUUUGAGAUAUGUAUUUCUAGUAAUUCUGUUUGGCUGCAGAAGUGUACAGAAGUACUCAGGUGUUCAUUCUCCCUCACUCUCUUCCAUACUUUAUUCAGCCCCUGUUCAUAUCUCCAGCUCUUCUGUGACCAACAGUGGCCUCAGGCCUACUAACAGAUGAAUGGAUGCAGGUCCACAAAAGUAAUAGCUCUUCAUCAAAUUUUCCAUUAGCUCCCCCAUCACAGUCUCACUUCAGCAGCUGGCUGUGCCUCGCUUCUCAAAUUUCCUGGCAGGCUCUAAAGAAUCCACACAUGUGAUGGCCUUGAAAAGGCUGAUAUAGUGGCUUCUCCAACCUCUCUGCUUUCCUUUCCAUACCUUCCCUUCUCCAACAGUUGCCAUGAUUGUGCAUGACCUAAUUACUAUUUUAAAGUCCUUGUUUUCUGAAUAUACUUUCCUGAUUGUUAGAAUUACACUUUCUUUAAUGAAGAUUUGCUAAAUGUUUCUUGUCUAAAUGUGAGUGAUGCCACUGAGAAAUCCUACCCUAUCCUGUUUUUUUGUACUUUUCUGCCAUAUAAUUAAUUUUUUGUGCUUAAAGAUAAAGAGAUUUAUUUUACUCCCUUCAGCAUAAUUGUUUAGUAAACCAUUUGUGUUGUUACAUGUAUCUGUAUUUAUUCCUUUUAUUGUUAAGUUGUAUUGCAUUUUAUAAGCAUACCAAAUUUAUCUAUUCCUCUGUUGUUGGAAACCUAUGUUAUUUCCAUUUUACAACCAUUACAAAUAAAACUAAU
Sorex araneus (European shrew) is the source of this 12958-nucleotide messenger RNA. RefSeq names its product zinc finger protein 81. Gene Ontology annotation, cellular component: nucleus. The record is from RefSeq and is a predicted model, not a curated record. The coding region runs from base 226 to 2244 and encodes 672 amino acids. Gene Ontology annotation, biological process: regulation of cytokine production; negative regulation of transcription by RNA polymerase II; regulation of immune system process. The transcript is spliced from 6 exons. Lineage: Eukaryota; Metazoa; Chordata; Mammalia; Eulipotyphla; Soricidae.